Messenger RNA from Suillus discolor, 1189 nucleotides. RefSeq names its product structural maintenance of chromosomes like protein. Gene Ontology annotation, cellular component: cohesin complex; nucleus. The record is from RefSeq and is a predicted model, not a curated record. Gene Ontology annotation, biological process: sister chromatid cohesion. The coding region runs from base 58 to 1014 and encodes 318 amino acids. Lineage: Eukaryota; Fungi; Basidiomycota; Agaricomycetes; Boletales; Suillaceae. The transcript has 6 exons. Gene Ontology annotation, molecular function: DNA binding; ATP binding; ATP hydrolysis activity.
GGUAAGCAACUGCCAGUACCUAUAAGACCAAUAAUAUUUCAAGUUGGCUUGGUCAAUAUGCCCCUCAUCCGCAUAGAAGUGAGCGAUUUCAAGUCGUAUCGGGGCCACCAAGUCAUUGGACCGUUCAAGAACUUCACCUCCGUUAUCGGCCCCAAUGGUGCUGGAAAAUCAAAUCUCAUGGAUGCAAUCUCUUUUGUGCUCGGUGUAAAGAGUGCGCAACUACGCAGCAGCCAGCUGAAAGAUCUCGUCUACCGUGGGCGACGGCUCGCCAAAGGCCCUUUAGAUGGCUCCGAUGCCACGCAAGACCAGGAAGACGAUGAUAAUAGUGAUGACCAGGGUGAAGGGACCGCCAAGAAGGCAUGGGUGCUUGCAGUGUUUCAGGAUGAAAAGAGAAAGGAGUGGUUAUUCCAACGAACCAUAUCGACCACUGGAGCGUCUGAAUACCGUCUUAACAAUAAGGUCGUCACCUACUCCGUGUACAAUGCCGCCCUGACGUCCCACAACAUCCUCGUCAAAGCCAAGAACUUCCUCGUCUUCCAGGGUGAUGUCGAGGCUGUCGCAUCUCAGUCUCCAAGAGAGCUUUCACGCCUCAUAGAGCAAAUAUCAGGUUCUCUUGAGCUUGCCCAGGAGUAUGAGAAAGCCAAGGAAGCUCAAGAACGCGCAACAGAGAACGCAACAUUCAACUUCACGAAGAGGAGAGGAAUCGCGGGCGAGAUCAAACAAUAUAAGGAACAAAAAGGCGAAGCAGAACGAUUUGAGAGCUUGUGCGAUCAAAAGGAUGACCUUAUCUUGAAACGCAUUCUCUAUAAGCUUUUCCACAUUGAAGAGGCACUCGAAGCGAAUGCCCGCGACAUUCAAACAAAGUCGAAGGCCCUCGCUGGUUUACGUGCAGAGCAUGAAGAACACGAGAAGGCUCUUGAGAACGUGCGUGCAGAACAAGCGAGGGCCCGCACAGCAGUCGUACGAGAGGAGAAGAAAGUCAAGAAGGCCGAAAAGGCGUUGGAAGCUAAGUAGGAACCUGAGCUAGUGGAGGUCGACGCUCAGAUCAAGCACUCAUCCAGAAAACUGCAAAAUUCACAGAAGAUACAGGAGCAGGUUGGCAAUGAUGCUGAACGUCAACAAGCUAAGCACCACUCGCUUAGGCGAGAUCUUUCCAAUGCUAAACAGGCUGCAGAUGAGGCUGCAGAGG